Anolis sagrei ordinatus is the source of this 3490-nucleotide messenger RNA. RefSeq names its product solute carrier family 26 member 7 (gene SLC26A7). Gene Ontology annotation, molecular function: sulfate transmembrane transporter activity; oxalate transmembrane transporter activity; bicarbonate transmembrane transporter activity. Gene Ontology annotation, biological process: transmembrane transport. Lineage: Eukaryota; Metazoa; Chordata; Lepidosauria; Squamata; Anolidae. The record is from RefSeq and is a predicted model, not a curated record. Gene Ontology annotation, cellular component: plasma membrane.
CCCAGCACUACCUCAUUUUAAUGCUGGAUCCAGGCCAAAAGUACAAGCACUUCACUGAAUAUAAGGAGAGGAAUGACUGCAGAAAGAAUCAUAAACUGUCACAUAAAGCUUGGGAUCACAUUCAUAUCUAGGGCAGAGAAAUAAGAGGCUGCUUGUGAAGAGCCUUUAGAUAUUGUGAUGGGUGACAGCAAACAUCCUUAGCAAGCCUCUGGCAAAGCAAAGACAGUCGAGGAAGAAAGCUGUGCCUGUCACAUAGAUCCAAAAGUACAACCUUGAUAAAAGAAGUUGAAGUUCACAACAAUUUGGUGCAAUUCUGUAGAGGUGUUUUUUCCACCUCUUUCUUUUCAUCUUCUCUCUUACAGAAGAAAGAGCAGUAGAAGAAAGACGGGGGAGAGUGGGAAUAAAGCAUGACAGGGACAAAGAAAGAAAAGAAAAAUGCCAUCUGGAGAAAGAUCCAUGCCCUUCGCUUCGAGGACGUCAAACGGUGGUGUGUCAGGAGGCUACCUGUGCUGGAGUGGGCACCAAAUUACAACUGGAGAGCAGAUCUCGUUCCCGAUACGGUUUCUGGGAUGAUGCUGGCUGUUCAACAGGUGAUACAAGGGCUUGCCUUUGCUGUUCUCUCUUCAGUGCAUCCUGUUUUUGGAUUAUAUGGCGCUCUCUUCCCAGCUGUUAUUUAUGCCAUGUUUGGAAUGGGCAGGCAUGUUGCCACAGGAACUUUUGCUUUGACUUCCUUGAUAUCUGCCAAUGCUGUUGAGCGCCUUGUUCCACCUGUGAGGAACAAUUUCACAACAAACAAUACCUCCGCAGUCUUGGGUUUGUCUGAUUAUGAGAUGCAGAGGAUUGGAGUUGCCGCAGCAGUUUCAUUAUUAGGAGGGCUCAUUCAAGUAGCAAUGUUUGUGCUGCACUUGGGCAGUGCCACCUUCUUGCUCACGGAGCCAGUGAUAAGUGCAAUGACAACGGGAGCAGCGACGCAUGUCGUGACUUCACAAGUGAAGCACCUAUUGGGAAUGAAAAUGCCGUACAUCUCAGGACCCCUGGGAUUCUUUUACAUUUAUGCCUACAUCUUUGAAAACAUCAAAUCCAUUCAGCUGGAAGCCCUUCUGCUGUCGGUGCUGAGCAUUGCAGUCCUUGUUCUCGUGAAAGAGUUGAAUGAGAAGUUUAAAAAUAAAAUUAAAGUGGUUCUUCCUAUUGAUUUGGUUUGGAUAAUUGCUUCUUCUGUUGCCUCCUAUUCUGCUGAUUUGAAAAGCAAUUAUGGCUUGAAGGUUGUUGGACAUAUUCCAGAAGGCAUACCACCUCCGCAGCCUCCACCCAUGAACAUCCUCCCUGAAGUAGUUACAGAAGCAUUUGGUGUUGCACUAGUCGGCUAUGUUGCAUCGCUAGCACUUGCCCGCUCUUCAGCCAAAAAGUUCAACUACUCUGUGGAUGAUAACCAGGAAUUAUUGGCUCAUGGCCUCAGCAAUGUCAUCCCUUCAUUUUUCUUUUGCAUCCCGAGUGCAGCAGCCAUGGGGCGUACUAUACUUCUCUACAGCACUGGAGCAAGAACUCAGGUGGCUUGUCUAAUAUCUUGCAUGUUGGUGCUUGUGGUCAUCUAUGCAAUAGGACCGAUGUUGUGUUGGUUACCCAUGUGUGUUCUUGCAAGUAUCAUUGUAGUGGGGCUGAAGGGGAUGCUGAUGCAGUUCCGUGACUUAAAGAAGUAUUGGAAUGUGGAUAAAAUAGACUGGAGUAUAUGGGUUAGUACCUACGUGUUUACAAUUUGCUUUGCUGCUAAUGUUGGACUGUUGUACGGUGUAGUCUGCACUAUACUGAUAGUGGUUUUCCGCUUCCCAAGAGCAACAACACUGAGCCUGAAACAGAUGAAAGAAGCAGAAUGCAGAUUCAAAACAGAAACAGAUAGCGAGUCUUCACAACAAGUGAAAAUAGUUUCUGUAAAUAAUCCAUUAGUGUUUUUGAAUGCCAAGAAGUUUCACAUGGAUGUAUCAAAACUAAUCCAAAAGGAGAUCACAUGCAUAUAUCUACCUGAAGAUAUGAACAAGUUUGAACAGAACACAUUGCUCAGCCCAGUAUCUAAUGGAAAUUGUCAUGGAGAGUCCUCAUUACAGCAGCGCACUGUUGAAAGGCAGACUUUAAUAUUUGAUUGCAGUGGUCUGACACUCUUUGACUACACUGGAAUCGCUGUACUUACUCAGAUCUACACAGAUUCCAAAAAAAGAAAUAUUGAUGUUCUGUUGGCAAAUUGCAAAGCUUCCUUGAUAAAGGCACUGAAGCUCAACAGUAGACUAGAAUCAGACAAUGCUGUCUUCUUUGAAUCCGUUUCUUCAGCCGUAGGUGCUAUUCAGUUCAACAGGAAUUUCUGCAAGCUUAAUGAACACACUGAAGUCUGAUGCCAGCCUGUGUUUAUAUAUGAUCUGUUGAACUGUUCAUCUGCAAAAGGAACUAUGCCAAAGUAUUUCUUCAGAUGUUUAAACAUGGAAAGUUGAGGGUGAUAAUUUAUAUGCCAAGUGUAUACCAAUAGCAACAGUGUUUAUUUUUAUUGCUCCUGGAUCUUCUCUGAGUUCCCAUCAAGGACAAGUUUCUUUUUUAAAAAAUUAAUAACCUUGAUUGUUCUUUGAUGGUUUCAUAUUUUUGUAUGCAUUUAGAUUUUAAAGAGAAAAAAAAACCUAGAAAGUAAUUUAGGAUAUUACCAUAAUGUAUAUUGUUUUAGCUCUGGCCUAAUUGUAACUUAAUUGUAUCAUUUUGUGCACUAGAGAAUACAACAUUAUUGAAUUUUGUAGUGGAAUUGAUGGUAUCCAGUUCAAGAUCUGUGCCUUAAUAAAUGCAAACAGAAACUGUAAUACAAGAUCAUUUCUCCCCCUGAAAUCCCCAGGACACACAUUGGAACAAUCACUCCAUGACUCUUUCACAUUUCAACCCCAAGUGUGGGUUUUUUGAAUGUUGCCUCUAUAUUGCACUGUAUCGUACAUUUUUAAUUAAUUUAGAAAGCUGUCUCCACCAAAAAUGACCAAAACCAUAUGAUGUCUCCUCUGUUGGAGAAGUUGGACAACUUACUUUUUGUCUACAGCUAAAGACUAUGGGGACUUGCACUCUGAAGGAUCAUCUCCUAUAGGCUCUGCUCUAUUGUUCUAAAUCAGUAGCAUGGAUUUCAACCAUUCUAAGCUUUGUUCUAUCCUGGGUGGGAAAUAAAUCCACAAAGUUCUGUAAAGUCCAAUAUAAUGGUUCUUGCGUACUGUUGUUGCCAUGCGACCAAGACUUAGUUUAUUCACACCUUUAAGAGGGAAAUAACUGGAUUCACAUUGGAAUGCAGCUGCAUGUGGGAGGUUGCAUAUUUUAGCAUGCAUUUUUCCCCGUGUCAGAAGCGACUUGAGAAACUGCAAGUCGCUUCUGGUGUGAGAGAAUUGGUUGUCUUCUCUCAUGUCCCCGCAUGGGGAGCAGAAGCUGACAGUGGGAGCUCAUCCAUGCUCUCCCCAAAUUUGAACCUGGGACCUGUCGGUCU